This is a messenger RNA of Cylindrotheca closterium, 361 nucleotides long. NCBI's taxonomy places the organism in Eukaryota, Bacillariophyta, Bacillariophyceae, Bacillariales, Bacillariaceae. The record is from the annotation of a GenBank genome assembly.
UGAGCUUCCUUCCACUAACACAGCUCCUUGGCUUACCGACAAAGAUACCAAGGCCAGGUGGACAACUCGUAUUCACAAGUUGAGAACUUCAAGUGCGACCGGAAGCCAACCUCCUCAGGCCUCCAGAACACUUAAGUUUGAAUUGGACGAGAACACGACCUUGAAGAAUUCUUUUAUGCCAGUCAAAAAGGAGAAGAACGUGACGGGAAGCGAAUCGUCUUACAAAUUGGUUGGUGAUCAUGGAGCCAACGUUGUAGCUCCUGAUUUUGCUGCCAAAACUCCGACGUCAUCAUCACUUAAGAAUAUGACCAUUCUGUGGACCUCUGAAGGUGACUUGUAUCGAUUCGCGGAGGUAUUUUGA